CGCGCGGGCGGGCUCGGCAUCAACCUGACCGGCGCCGACACCGUCGUGCUGUACGACUCGGACUGGAACCCGCAGGCAGACACUGCGGGCCGGUGGGCGCAGGACCGCGCGCACCGGAUCGGCCAGACGCGGCCGGUGACGGUCUACCGACUGCUGAUGGAGGGCACGCUCGAGGAGAAGGUUGUGGAGCGUGCGGAGCGGAAG
This is a messenger RNA of Emiliania huxleyi CCMP1516, 204 nucleotides long. RefSeq lists its product as hypothetical. The record is from RefSeq and is a predicted model, not a curated record. Gene Ontology annotation, molecular function: histone binding; ATP hydrolysis activity. The annotation marks the transcript as partial. NCBI's taxonomy places the organism in Eukaryota, Haptophyta, Isochrysidales, Noelaerhabdaceae. The transcript is spliced from 2 exons.